This is a messenger RNA of Magallana angulata, 1110 nucleotides long. RefSeq lists its product as uncharacterized. Lineage: Eukaryota; Metazoa; Mollusca; Bivalvia; Ostreida; Ostreidae. The record is from RefSeq and is a predicted model, not a curated record. The transcript has 6 exons. The coding region runs from base 1 to 906 and encodes 301 amino acids.
AUGGAUAUUCAGCGUAUGUUAGUAGCAUAUGUUUGUCUAUCAAAUGCAAUAGAAAGCACCAAAGAGUUUGGGAAGAAGUUACCACUAGUUCCUUUUAUGGUACAAGACAACUUUGGAAUGCAGAUGUGCCUCAAAGAAUGUGAAGCAUUUUCUUUGUGUUCCUCUAUUAACUUUCAUCGUAAACGUUUUGUGUGUGAGUUGAACAGCCAUACGAAGGAUGAAAAUAUUUCUUUGAUCAACGAUCAAGAUUAUGUUUACCUCGAAAUAUCGCAUCCGAGCAACAGAACAUGUGGAACUGGUGUGACCUGUAAUCUACAAUCCAAGUGUAUCCGUACAACGUUCGAUCAGUUUAUGUGUAUGCCUGUCUUCUGUAGUGACCCUCCAGAAAUACCAAAUGGAUACAUCGCUCAAAAGACGUUCUCCCCACCAUCAGUAACACAUGGGUGUAACUUUGGAUACACCGGAGUAGGAAACAACACUUCAAGCUGUGUGCCCGGCAAGAAUUGGAGUGCCCCAGGCUAUUACUGUGCAUCCAUUUGUGGAUACGGAGGAGUACACAGCUAUGGAGGAAAAAUGUAUUGUGUUGUUCCUCAGGAACGCUCUUGGAUAAAUGCAAAGGACUAUUGUUAUCAAAUCAACGCACAACUGAUGGAAAUAGAAAGUGCUGAAGAGCAAAACUGGAUAGCUUCCAAAGUUCCAGGGAUUGGAAGUUUUUGGAUUGGUCUGACAGACCAAGAAACAGAAGGCACGUGGCGCUGGUCUCAUUCGCAUAGUGCUCCCCAAAAUCCACAAUGGCUUGACGGUCGGCCGGAUGGGGGAACUGCUGAAAACUGUGCAAUGUUGUAUUCCGGCAGAUGGGAUGACUUUUCGUGUCAUGACACUAUGUACUUUAUUUGUGAAAAGUAAUUUGUGACACUGCUUGAACAAAUAUGAAUAAUGUGCAUGUACUGGAUUCAUUAUUCUGAUACGUUGCACCAUAAGCCCGAAUUCCGAUUUAUGUUGUAUUGGGUAUGCUGACACUUUACGGAAUAUUGUGUACCGUUUUUUGGACAGUUCCGUGUUUUAAGUUCACUUCUGCGUUCAGCCACCGUAAGCUUGAUGACUUACGAA